Messenger RNA from Lasiosphaeria miniovina, 2013 nucleotides. RefSeq names its product kinase-like domain-containing protein. The record is from RefSeq and is a predicted model, not a curated record. Gene Ontology annotation, cellular component: spindle pole body. Gene Ontology annotation, biological process: intracellular signal transduction; peptidyl-serine phosphorylation. Gene Ontology annotation, molecular function: ATP binding; protein serine/threonine kinase activity. Bases 1 to 2013 code for a protein of 670 amino acids. Lineage: Eukaryota; Fungi; Ascomycota; Sordariomycetes; Sordariales; Lasiosphaeriaceae. The transcript has 3 exons.
AUGGCGAGCUUCAUGGCUAAUCUGUUCCCUGGCGGGAAGCAACAAGACAAGAAAGAGGAGCGACCCACAACCCCGACCAAGACCACGACUACCAGCUUCGUAACUCCAGCCAGCACGCCGCAAGGCAGCCCAAGCAAGAGGACCGCGCCGCCCGGUGCGAAUGAGCUUCCCGUUGCUCUGGAGGGCUUGAAGCUCGCAUCGGGUCCUAAUGUUCUCGACAGUCCGGUCAAGCUGGAGCGACCGCAUAGCGUCGUCGCCAUUCCUCUGUCCCCCGGCAAGAGCAAUGUUCAGAACCAUGACGAUACAUCUAGCGUCGUCGACGACAGCAUCGUCCACAAAGGCAUUACCCCCCUAGGCAGCCCUCCCAAGAACCAGGGCCAGGAGAACACCCCCCCAACCGUCUCCCGCGACGCACCCCCAGAGCCUACCAGCCAGCCGAGCCACGCUGCUGUGACGCGCCGAGGUCUUUACCACCUCCGGGAGCGGGCGUCGCCGACGGUCAAGAGAUUCAACACGACGCGGGGUCUGACUGCAGAGGAGCGCGAGAUCCUGCAGAAGCCCCAUGUCAAGCGCAUGGUCAAUGGUUAUCCGAACCUGAUUCUGACUUGUAUAGAUUUCCUCGAUUAUUAUUUCGACCUCCUCACGUACGUCGGAUCGAGGCAGAAGCGUCUCGCUGCAUUCAGAGAGGAGUUCCCGGUGCCGCCAAACACGGACGAAGAGACAUAUGGCCAGAUGUGGUCCAAGUACGCAGGCCGAGAGCGCGCCAAUCUCCGCAAGAGACGUGUGCGACUGCGCCAGGGCGACUUCCAGAUCCUGACGCAGGUCGGCCAGGGCGGGUAUGGCCAAGUAUUCUUGGCACAGAAGAAGGACACAAAGGAGGUGUGCGCACUCAAGGUCAUGAGCAAAAGGCUGCUGUUCAAGCUGGACGAGGUGCGCCACGUAUUGACAGAGCGGGACAUUCUUACGACCGCCAAGAGCGAGUGGCUCGUCCGCUUGCUGUACUCCUUCCAAGAUGAUAAGAGCAUCUACCUGGCCAUGGAGUACGUACCGGGUGGCGACUUCCGCACCCUCCUCAACAACACAGGCGUCUUGUCCAACCCGCACGCGCGCUUCUACAUAGCCGAGAUGUUCUGCUCGGUCGACGCCCUCCACCAGCUGGGCUACAUCCACCGAGAUCUCAAGCCCGAGAAUUUCUUGGUCGACUCGACGGGCCACGUGAAGCUCACCGACUUUGGUCUGGCGGCAGGGUUUUUGGCCCCCUCCAAGAUCGAGUCGAUGAGAGUCCGUCUCGAGAAAGCCUCGGAGACGUCGGUUCCGUUCGGCAAGCCCAUGGAGCAGCGGACUGUGGCUGAACGGCGAGAGGACUAUCUGAUGAUGCGCGAAAAGGACGUCAACUACGCCAAGUCGAUCGUGGGAUCGCCCGAUUACAUGGCGCCCGAGGUGCUCAGGGGCGAGGAAUACGACUUCACUGUUGACUACUGGAGCCUGGGCUGCAUGCUCUUCGAGGCCCUAACCGGGUUCCCUCCGUUCGCAGGGUCGACACCAGACGAGACGUGGCGAAACCUAAAGCACUGGCGCGAGGUGCUCAAGCGACCCGUGUGGGAGGAUCCGAGCUAUUUCCUGAGCAGCAGGACCUGGAACUUUAUCAUAACUUGCAUCAACUCGCGGUCCAAACGGUUCUCCAAUAUGAAGGACAUCUUCAACCACCAGUACUUUGCUGAGGUGGAGUGGGCAGUGCUUCGCGAGACCAAGGCGCCGUUUGUGCCCGAACUGGACUCGGAGACGGAUGCCGGGUACUUUGACGACUUCAGCAACGAGGCUGACAUGGCCAAGUACAAGGAAGUGCACGAGAAGCAGAUGGCGCUUGAGACGCUGGCAGAGCGUGACGAGGAGAUGAGCAAGAGCCUAUUCGUGGGCUUCACCUUCCGCCACCGGAAGACGGCGGGAGAGGACGGCGGCAGCCCGCGCAAGCCCAUCCCGUUCGAGGACAACACGUUUGGCACCAUGCUGUAG